Eucalyptus grandis is the source of this 3750-nucleotide messenger RNA. RefSeq names its product probable LRR receptor-like serine/threonine-protein kinase At3g47570. The record is from RefSeq and is a predicted model, not a curated record. Gene Ontology annotation, cellular component: plasma membrane. The transcript is spliced from 9 exons. Gene Ontology annotation, molecular function: ATP binding; protein binding; protein kinase activity. The coding region runs from base 1 to 3750 and encodes 1249 amino acids. Gene Ontology annotation, biological process: protein phosphorylation. NCBI's taxonomy places the organism in Eukaryota, Viridiplantae, Streptophyta, Magnoliopsida, Myrtales, Myrtaceae.
AUGCCCUAUUGUAGAGCAUUCUCGAUUUCUAGAACCAACAAAACCGAUCGAGAUGCAUUGCUCCAGUUCAAGGAUAAGAUAUCCGACGAUCCAUUCGAGGUUUUUAGCAUGUGGAAUGACUCUGUCCAUUUCUGCAAGUGGCACGGGAUCACGUGUGGCCAUCGGCAUCAGAGGAUAACCCAUUUGAUACUUCGGUCUAUGAAACUUGUAGGGUCGUUGUCUCCUUUUAUUGGAAACAUGAGCUUCCUCCAGGAAUUGGACAUCCAAAACAACAAUUUCAUUGGCGAAAUCCCCUUGGAGAUUGGUAACUUGUAUAGACUCAAAUACUUAGGCCUAGCGAACAACUCAUUCUCUGGUCAAAUUCCUGCCAACAUCUCAGGUUGCAAAAAUUUGGAAGCUUUGAGACUAGGUGGAAAUAGGCUAGUUGGUGAAGUUCCGAUAGCAAUUGCUUCUAUGUCAAAGCUAACAUCAGUUUGGAUAUACAUCAACAAUCUCUCUGGAAACUUCCCUAAAUUCUUCGGGAACCUCACAUCUCUGGUGUCCAUCUCAGCGGCAUUUAAUAACUUUGUGGGAAGACUUCCGGCCUCGUUGGGCCGUUUGCAAAAUUUGGAGUAUCUUUAUCUUGGUGCAAAUGGACUCUCUGGCACUCUCCCUUCCUCCAUCUUCAACUUAUCUUCUCUUGUCAGCAUUGACCUUCCCCAAAACCAACUUGAAGGGAGUCUUCCUCCAAAUUUAGGCUUCACUCUUCCUAAUCUUAUUGAUCUCAAUGUCGCGAUGAAUCAGUUUACUGGGCCAAUUUCGGCUUCCAUAUCAAAUGCUACUAAAUUAAUGAAGCUAGCAUUGUCACAAAACAAAUUUUCUGGAAACGUGCCUACCGUGGAAAAGCUAAAUCAACUACAUUGGAUCAGUAUCUCGGAAAACCAGCUAGGUAGUGGAGUGCAAGGCGACCUGAAAUUCCUUGAAUCGAUCAAUUCUACAAGCCUGGAGCAUUUGGCAAUCAGUCACAACAAUUUCGGAGGUACUUUACCUGAAUCUAUAGGCAACUUAUCCUCCCAGUUGAAUACAAUGAUUAUCGAGGGGAAUCGAUUGUCUGGAAAUAUCCCUUCAAGCAUUGGGAACUUACGUGGCCUAGAACGGUUGGACAUGGGUGAUAACAAGUUCACGGGCAGCAUUCCCCAUAGCAUCAGAAAUCUCAUCAAGCUAAAGGAGUUUGCUGCUCAUAUGAACAAACUCACCGGGAAUAUCCCUUCCACGAUAGGAAACCUGACAGAGCUAAUGGAACUCUUCUUGCAUGGGAAUAAUUUACAAGGGAGCAUUCCUCCGAGUAUUGGGAAAUGCCAAAACUUGUUAGGUAUCGACCUUUCGCAGAAUGAUCUGAGUGGAAUUAUACCAUCUCAAGCUUUUACUAUCUCUUCCCUAUCUAUCUUUUUUGAUCUCUCCGAAAACCAACUGAGUGGUUCCUUACGGGAAGAAAUCGGUAAAUUGAACAACCUAGCAGCAUUAUAUGUAAAUGGCAACAAUCUAUCAGGAAAAAUCCCUAAUGGCCUCGGUAGAUGCACUAGCUUGGUGGAGCUUCAAAUGCAAAAUAAUCUAUUUGAAGGAAAUAUCUCGUCAUUCUUGAGUUCCUUGAAUGGUCUUCAGUUUAUAGUCCUCUCGAGCAAUAAUUUAUCUGGCCCUGUUCCGAAAUUCCUGGAGAAAUUUCAAUUGCAGUACCUGAAUCUAUCUUUCAACAACUUUGAGGGUGAGGUACCGACCGAAGGGAUGUUCCUGAACACCAGCGCAACUUCACUCAAAGGAAAUGAUAAGCUCUGCGGCGGUAUGCCGAUCCUAGAUUUGCCAAGUUGUUCGAUGAACAAGAGAAAACACGGAUCAUCUACCUCCCAUUGCGUUAUCAUUGCAGUUACGUGUGGGAUAGUAGUGGCGUUGAUUCUUCUACUGCUACUGAUGACGUUUUAUUGGCUGAGGAGGAAGAAUAGUAAGGCUUCUGCAGAGACUCCAUCAAUAGGGGGAUUUCAGCAAGUGUCUUAUGCAGACAUUGUCAAAGCAACAGAUGGGUUCAACUCUAGCAACUUGAUCGGAGUGGGUAGUUUCGGAUCUGUGUAUAAAGGGAACCUAGCAGAUGAAAAUAAAGUAGUGGCUGUUAAAGUUUUUAAGCUAAAGCAACGAGGAGCAUCCAAAAGUUUCAUGACAGAGUGCGAAGCCCUAAAAAACAUAAGGCAUCGGAACCUCGUUAAGAUUCUAACAGCUUGUUCCAGUGUUGAUUUCCAGGGCAAUGAAUUUAAGGCUCUAAUCUACGAGUUCAUGGAAAAUGGUAGCUUGGAGGAGUGGUUGCAUCUGUAUCUUGCAUCGGAUGGUACGCAAAGGUAUAGAUUAAGUUUUGUUCAGAGACUGAACAUUGCUUUCGACGUAGCAUGUGCAGUGGAUUAUCUCCAUCAUCAGUGCCAAACAGCGGUGAUCCAUUGUGACCUCAAGCCGAGCAACAUUCUUCUGGAUGCCCAAAUGAAUGGACAUGUUGGCGACUUUGGCUUGGCUAGGAUAUUCCCAAAUGCCAUUGGUGAUUUGCUGGCAAGUCAAACAAGCUCAGUUGGACUUAGAGGAACCAUUGGCUAUGCUCCUCCGGAGUAUGGAAUGGGAAGUGAAGUGUCGGAAGAUGGCGAUGUGUACAGUUAUGGGGUACUGCUGCUGGAGAUUUUUACAGGAAAGAAACCCACCCAUGACAUGUUUAAGGAUGCUUUGAACCUUCGCGAUUACUGUGCGGCGGCUUUGCCAGAAAGGAUGGCAGAUGUAGCGGAUCAGCAACUCUUAUUUUGUGAAACAGAAGAAUCAUCAAUUGCAGAUACUUCGAGCAAUCAAAGAAACAUUAGUGCUCUCGUUCAAGAGUGCUUGGCUGCAAGCUUGGUUUUGUUGGCCCAAAAGGAACUUGAAAUCUUGUCUUUGAUGCGUUCUGUCAAAUGUGGACGGACUGAGUUAUGGAAAGAAGGGGUAGGGGGAGGUUGGCAGCGGCGGACUGAGCAAGAUGAUGGUGGCGGUGACCCUGUCAGAGAUGGUGCCGGCUUCAUUUGGGACGGUAGAGGUGGCUGCUUGAGCGCAGGGAAGGGAUAUGGUUUAGAUGGGCUAAGUCAGUUUGCGGUUGUUAAGUUUCUGCUGUGCCUAAAAAUUGUGCAUGACGUGGACACUAAGGAUGCCUAUGCUACCAUAAUGGGCGAGCGAGGUGGUUACACAGGCAUAACAGGGUGGGUGAAUGUAUGGAACCCUAGGGUUGAGAUCCUUGAUGAGGCGAGUGGAGCUUACAUUUGGGUUCAAACUGGUCUUUCUGGUGACAAAAACCUCAAUGUUGCUGGGGCUGGAUGGACGAGAGACAACUUCAUCAAAACAGGCUGCUUCAAUCACAUCUGUCCCGGGUUCGUGCAAGUGAGCCAGCACCAGUACUUAGGGAGAGUCAUAAGCCACGAUCCCCUUCAACAGCACCAUCUCCCACUCCAGAUUUUUCAGGAUGGCGCGACAAAGAACUGGUGGCUAGUGUUCCUGGACGAGGCCUUCAUUCAGCCCGAGAUGGGAAUCGGGCACUCACCGGAGGAAGCCUACUCCAGAGCAUGUUUCGCCGACAACAUCGGCUUGGUGAACAAGACAUUUGGUAGAUCAGAGCCGAUGUCUCUCGCCUUCAUGACCACCUUGAGGGACCGCUUUGACGCGAGGUUUGGGGCCUGGGAGGGUGAUACGGGGUUGACCCUCUACUUUGGAGAGAGUUGA